AUGCUACUAAUAAUCGUCGAUGCAUUCAGUAAAUGGUGCGAAGUUAAAACCACUACGUCUACAACAACAGCUGCCACUAUCAAGAUUCUCGACGGGCUCUAUUCGGCAUAUGGCGCACCAGUAACAAUAGUGUCGGACAACGGACCACAGUUUACCGCCGCGGAAUUUAAAACUUUUCUGCAGUUGAGCGGUGUGAAAUAUCACAAGCUGUCACCUCCUUAUCAUCCUGCAACUAAUGGCCAGGCCGAGCGUUAUGUACAGACGGUCAAAAAUGCUUUGCAGGCGAUAGGAACAACUAGUGAAAACUUGCAAAGCAAUCUUAACGUUUUCUUGCAACAGUACCGAAAAGCGCCGCACACCGAAACUGGAGAAUCACCAGCGAAAUUGUUCCUUGGUCGAAACAUCCGGACUCGACUGGACCUCGUACGUCCACAGAAUGCCAACACGAACAUCACCGAGAAACAGCAAGCAACGUUCUCCCCAUCGUUCCGCUUAUUCACACCCGGCCAACAAGUGUUUUUCCUUUCCGGUAAUCCGCGGAUGGACAAAUGGAUUCCUGGAAUCAUUUCUGUGCGGUUGGGAGAUUUGCACUACGAGAUUGUUUACAAGUCAAACCAUCUGAAACGUCAUGUCGAUCAAAUCAGAUGUUUCGAAGGUAGCGACGGAAAGCAGCCAACACAAACGCACACACCUUCAAGCAAACCAAGGUAUUCGAUGGCAGCAGGUUAG
Messenger RNA from Topomyia yanbarensis, 729 nucleotides. RefSeq lists its product as uncharacterized. Gene Ontology annotation, biological process: DNA integration. The transcript has a single exon. NCBI's taxonomy places the organism in Eukaryota, Metazoa, Arthropoda, Insecta, Diptera, Culicidae. Gene Ontology annotation, molecular function: nucleic acid binding. The record is from RefSeq and is a predicted model, not a curated record. The coding region runs from base 1 to 729 and encodes 242 amino acids.